Molecule: messenger RNA, 1251 nt
Organism: Camelina sativa (false flax)
Lineage: Eukaryota; Viridiplantae; Streptophyta; Magnoliopsida; Brassicales; Brassicaceae
Product: pentatricopeptide repeat-containing protein At3g60980, mitochondrial-like
Molecular function (GO): protein binding
Source: RefSeq, a predicted model, not a curated record
AUGUCUAUCUUUGCCACCAUGUCUCUCCGCUACGGAUUUUUCCGGCGCUUCUCCUCCGCCAUCUCGUAUCCCUACCCAGUUCCAAGAGAUCUCUCCGGCGCCGGCACAACAUGCCAGCUGCGGCCAGCAUUGAUGUCCAACGCCGAUUGUCGUCCUCAGCCUCUAUACCGGACAGUCGAGUUCCUACUUAACCUGAGGGACCUCGACACGGCAAAUGAGUACGCUCGCUUGGCUGCUUUGAGCAGAAGUGAAAUCCUCUGCAACUCCACUAUCUCAACUUGCGACAGUAUCAUUGGUGCCAUGUGCGAGGCCAAAAGGUACAAAGACGCCUUAUAUAUGUAUCAUUACUUUUUCAACGAGUCUAAGAUGAAGCCCAGCUGCAAGUCCUCCAAUCACAUCAUAAAAGCUCUUUGUGACCUUGGCCGUGUGGACGAUGCUCUUCUACUCUUUCACCACAUCUCUCCAGGAUGCGUUACAUACGAUCACUUGACCAAAGGGUUGGUCGACGCGGGUAGGAUCGAUGAAGCCCUGAGUUUAGUGAGGGAGUCUGUUUCGGGAGACUCAAUGUCGCUGGCUUACAGAAACUUAGUCAGCGGGUUCUUAAAUCUAGGGAAGCUGGACAUGGCGAUUCAACUCUUAGACGAAUUCAAGCCCCAUGGGUGGUCACGUGAACAGUACAACGAACGAGCAAUGGUGAAGGUGGCAUUCGUAGAGCACUGGUUGAAGCAAGAGAGAGAUGAAGAAGCUAUGCAAUGGUACAUGUCUUUGGUAAGCAACAAGUACUUGACAGUUUAUGGGGAUACGGGCAAUGCACUCCUGGAAGUUCUGUUCAGGUACGGCAAGAAAACACAAGCUUGGGAAUUGUUCAACCAAAUGCUAGAUGGUUUCCAUAGAGGUUGUAUCUCUGUGAAUUCAAAAACCAUUGACAUAAUGGUGAAAGAGUGUUUCAAGGAGGGCCAGUUUAUGGAGGGAAUUGAGACCUUCGAGAAGGUGAAAGCAAAAACAAAGGACCUAAGAGCCGCAGACUACACGAACCUGAUUACAAGGUGUUGCGAGCAGGGGAUGUUGGCCAAGGCCGAGAGUCUCUAUGCUGAAUUGUCAUCAGAUAGAUGCAUGCGCAUCGACGUUUCCACAUACAGAGCAAUGAUGGAUGCAUAUAUCAAGGCGGGGAGAGUGGAUGAUGCUCUCAAAACGGCCAAAAACAUGGUCGAUGCAAACCUAACAAAGCUUUCUCAGUGGACGCGGUCCUAA